Messenger RNA from Dreissena polymorpha, 4473 nucleotides. RefSeq lists its product as uncharacterized. The record is from RefSeq and is a predicted model, not a curated record. Bases 316 to 2925 code for a protein of 869 amino acids. Lineage: Eukaryota; Metazoa; Mollusca; Bivalvia; Myida; Dreissenidae. The transcript has 5 exons.
UAGGAAAUCUUAAACAUUCCACCAAUCCCAACCGUCAAAGUGGUGUGCGUGCGAAUAGAAACGUUCGACAAGUUUAGCCAUCUUGCAGUAGGUUAAGUGCAGAGGAGUGAAAUUGGUUGGCGAACGGUGACAAGCUUCUAUCAUCGACGAGAAAAAAAAUUCGGAAGAUUGGCGCUACAACAUGCAUAUUCUGCAAACAAAAACUGAUAAAAAGCUUCGUAGGAAGAACGAAAUUGGUUUCGUAAAACUCUAACUGCUAAACUUUUGUGAUCGGCUCACGAAUUCCGUAAAACAUAAUUAUAAUAAUUCGGAAGAAUGUUUGCAAACACAAACAUAUUUACGGAUAAGGAGACCACUAACUGGUUCAAGGCGUGCAUAGCUCUCAUUGUAACGAAAGAUGGUCUUUCUUCCUUUGUUGAAAGCGAGUUACAAAAGAUCCAGACGACCGUUGGUAGAAGUUGCGGAAACUGUUCUAUUGAAAAACUGCUGCCAUGCCCUACAAAUGGUAUUUGUAAAAAGAGAAAAGGAAAUACAUGCAUAUUUCACCAGUCACAGCAACCCCAGAAUUGCAAAAGUUGUGAUCAGGUAAAACAAAAUAUCACAUCGUUACAUAGAUUUAAUGGACCUUCUUGGCGUAAUACUCAAGCGGAACUAUGGGCAACACAGCCGUGGGAAAUCGGUAAAUGCUUCCUCCCUCCAGACGGUUACAGCGGAGUUUCCUCGGUCCAAGAAUCCGACUUCAAUGGCGUUAUAAGCAUAAUGCUGAACUGCACACAUUUCCAGACAUGCCUCUCUUCCUCGUGUCUAUCGCCCCCACCACCUGAUAAGCAAUGUCUGUUAGAAAAGGUUCGUCAGAUAGGUCGAGAUAUACGUCACACAUCCGACUGUAAAGUGUCAGAUGCUCAUCUACAGAAUAAUUUUCAAACACUGUCAACGCUACUAGCUGAUCCAAAGUGCUUAUUGAAUGACCCAUCGGCAAAAAUAUCGAAAACAAAACUAGGGGAUUUGCAGAAUGAUCGUAUGUCACUAAGUGAACUGGGGGAGUUGUUGAAGGAGGCCGAUCGAACCCUCAAAAAUGCUAACGAAGUCGGAGAACGAGUUUCUGAAGCGGCGGAACGUAAACUUGCAGAAUGUUUAGAACAACUUGAGGCUUCUUUACAAGCUGGAGAAAAACGCAUACAAAGCAGGAUAGAUGAUGGCAAACAACGAAUAGAACAAGCGAUACAGGAUGGGAAACAACACAUUGGAGUCAAGAUACAAAAUGGAGAACGAUGCAUUGAAAGCAAGAUAGAUAAUGGCAAACAACACAUUGAACAAACGAUACAGGAUGGAGAAAAGCGCAUAGAAGCAAAGAUACAGGAUGAGGAAAACCGCAUAAUUCAGACAAACAGUGAACAGGCGGAACAAAACUACACACGCAGCGUAGAAGAAAUGCUCGGAGCUUUGAUGAUACAUUACGACAGAACACUUAGUCAUUUUCCAUCCUCGCCAUUAAACGACUGGUUUCAUGCACGUUUAGACGAUGUUUAUAUGCCUCCUAACAUGCUACUGAUGGAAAAAAAGGAAGGAUCCUUCAAAAAAACUCAAACACAAAUUACGAAAUACCAAAAUGUGUUAAACCAGCAGACGUUUAUUCAAGGUGAGGCCGGAUCGGGCAAGUCCUCUUUCCUUGCUAAGUUAGUCAUGGAUUGGUGUGGUAUCGCAAAAACAACGCAAACACGCGAACCGGUGAUGAUACAAGAAACAAAUUAUGCUAAAUCUGAUACUCGAGCGAAUAAGUCAACCUUCUUUGAUGAUUUAACGUCGUUAAAAAGUUACAAGUUUGUAUUCUACAUAACAUUGAGGGAUUCGGUUAAGGUGUUUGAAAUUUUACAAAUGAUAAAAGAACAACUAAUUGACGAGAUAUACUCAUCUCAGGAAGAUCGUGAGAAGGCUUACAGACUAGUGAAUGAGAUCAUGAAACAUGAACGUUGCUUGGUCCUACUUGAUGGUCUAGAUGAGUGGAAAAGUCCUGAUGAUCGUCACCAUCUACCGACAUUGGUAGCAAUUCAUACCCAGUGUGAUCUUGUAAUAACGACUAGACCUUGGAAAUUGGCGGAAGCGAAAAUUCCUGACUCAAAGAUUGAAACAUUACUGCAUCUAGAAGGAGUAAAUGAACCUUUUGUUGUGAGCCUAAGAAUCUUGCGUUGUAGGGAAGAUUGCACAAAUAGCGAGGAUGUGGAAAAUAAACACUCUGCAUUUGUGUCAUAUGUUGAUAGAAAUGAUCUUCGUGACUUACUAGCCUCUCCGAUGUUGUUGACUUUAAUUGUACAAACGUGGGCAGAAGGGACAGAACUUAAGGGCAAUAAAUGUCAGAUAUACAGUCUUUUACUCGAAAGUCUUUUUAAAAAAGCUAACAGUGAAGAAGACCAUUUUCAUAAAACACCUUUCCCCUGCUUAAAAGAGACGCGAUACAUAAAGCCUAACAUCGAACACUUCAAUCGUUUGUCUGAAGCGGCAUUUCAUUUAUUGUUUUCAGAAACAAAAGAAAAUUCUCUUGUAUUUGGCAUAGAACAAUUAAUACAAUACAAGUUAUACGAACGAAAAGACUUUGUAAUGAGAACUGGCAUUUUAUCAGCUACACGAAAAGCAUCUGCAUUGAGAUCGUCUUCAUCAUUUUCUUUCGUCCAUAAAAGCGUACAAGAAUUCCUAGCUGCCUAUUAUAUCGCCUGCAACUGUCAUGUCAUUGAUGAGGUCAUUCCCGGAUAUCUAAAACGACACGACGAAUCCUAUCGGGAUAUGCAUGAAGUUCUGAUAUUUUUAUGUGGACUCAAUAUAUCAGCAGCGAAUGAACUAUCGAUUUUGAUGAAUAACGCUGCUUGUGAUAUAAGUGCAAAGUUGAUAUACCAAUGUGUUAACCUGAUAUCACAGAUUAACAGGUAUUAAGUAAUAAAUAUUUAGAGAGAUUUCAGACCGAGUUAGACUAGAAAAGCAUAUAUCUGCAUUCGCCUAAAACACAAUUGUUUCUUUAAAAAUAUUGUUAUCAUUAUAAAGGUAAUAUAGAAAUGGUCAAGAUUAAGGCAACAUGUUAUGUUUUUUAUGUUAACGUUAAUAGCCUCUGAGAUAUUCAUUAGCGAAUCUUUGUAGACUUCCGGGCCGAUGCUGAUUUUCUUAAUGAGUAGUUCAUUUGCGCCAUGGCAUGAAACGUUAUUGUUUGUUUAUAAAUAUUGCUGAUGUACGUAUCUUGUUUAAGGUUUUAUAAAAUAUUUGAGCCUUAGAUUGUUUUGUUCAUUUUAACGCGAACAAUCACGGAGAUAUGCAUUAGUGAAUAUUUCUAACAUUUCUUGUCAAUGAAGAGUUUCGCACUGAAAAGUACACAUUGCCCUGAGCGUAACUAUUUUAAAACUAACAUAUCAAUUAAGAAGUAAAUGAAAAAGCUAUAACCGAAAACAAAUACUGCGAUGCUAGCGUUUCCGAUAGCCCAUAUCGCAAAUAUCGAUUAAAUCUUUUAGAUUGCGUUUUAAGUUGAGAAUGUAAAAGAAAUGGCGAUUGGAAAACAAAAACAAGUUUUCUCUAUAAAUGUAUCAAUAUAACCUUCUUUAAAAGAGCACUCGGUACCUAUUUAUGCGCGAAAUUGCAAUAAAAACCAUACGGGGUAAUAGAUAAUCAACUGUUUAUAGAUAGCAUGACGCUCUAUCAAAUAUUCAAGCCACAUUACAGAGUUAUGUAUGCUGACUCAUAUGCUUCACGAGAAAUUCUCAGGUAACGUUCAAGUCGCCGAACAGUGAAGAUCACCGUUUUAUCGGUUCCAAGCAUGCUUAUGAGGGCGGGGUUAAUUGGCAACUAAUAUUUUUAAUUGACAUCGGUAAACCGGUAGCCGCUUUAUUAAACAGUACAUUAAAGACGAUGCCGGGCGUCCACAUCAUCAUCACACAUUUUAACUGUAAACAAUUUGUGUAAACAUAUUGUUAAAGAUUUUGACUUAUGAAAAUUUGAUCACAAAUGGUGAGCAAUAAAUGAUUAAUGGCGAGCAAAUUGUGAAAACGAUAACCUUUAAUAAUUUUACGCGGUAGCAAAUUGAUUCCAGUACAUGGAUUCGUGUAUAUUGCCAUGUCUAUUUAUGGAACUCAUUUACACCAUUUUUUUACAGGCAAGUGAUACAAUUUGCUGCUUCAAGUCCCUUUGUACGCAUUUACAGUGUUUUCAAUUCAAUGUACGCCAUUUUAAACCCGUGUUUUAAUAAUGGCGCGAAAUGUUGCUUUCGUCUUUCAAGUUCCAUGCGUGAUUGUUGCAAAUUACCAUGCGCUGUAACUAAAAAAGAAGCUACGCGAAUAUCAAUACAUGUAAUAUUUUAUAAUGAAUAUUUUUAAUUGGAAUAAUGCAUAUAAUGGAAAAGUAUUGACCAUUGAAACCAGAGAAAAACGUACGUCAAAGUACGAUUAAUACAUUGCAAAAGAUGUAUUUUAAAGAGUCAAGAAGCAGCAGACUACGUAU